Molecule: messenger RNA, 1954 nt
Organism: Rhinopithecus roxellana (golden snub-nosed monkey)
Lineage: Eukaryota; Metazoa; Chordata; Mammalia; Primates; Cercopithecidae
Gene: LRRN4CL
Product: LRRN4 C-terminal like
Exons: 2
Coding region: 172-888 (238 amino acids)
Molecular function (GO): protein binding
Source: RefSeq, a predicted model, not a curated record
GAGGGGAGCUAGGUGGUGACAUCACAGUCGAAGGUUAUAAAAGCUUCCAGCCAAACAGCAUUGAAGAUACAACCUGACAGCACAGCCUGAGAUCUUGGGGAUCCCUCAGCUUAACACCCACAGACAUCGGCUGGUGGAUUCCCGCUGCAUCAAGGCCUACCCACUGUCUCCAUGCUGGGCUCUCCCUGCCUUCUGUGGCUCCUGGCCGUGAUCUUCUUGGUUCCCAGAGCUCAGCCCUUGGCCCCUCAAGACUUUGAAGAAGAGGAAGAAGAUGAGACUGAGACGACGUGGCCGCCUUUUCCGGCUGUCCCCUGCGACUACGACCACUGCCGACACCUGCAGGUGCCCUGCAAGGAGCUACAGAGGGCCGGGCCGGCGGCCUGCCUGUGCCCAGGACUCUCCAGCCCUGCCCAGCCGCCCGACCCGCCGCGCAUGGGAGAAGUGAGCAUUGUGGCGGAAGAGGGCCGCGCAGUGGUCCACUGGUGUGCCCCCUUCUCCCCCGUCUUCCACUACUGGCUGCUGCUUUGGGACCGCAGCGAGGCUGCGCAGAAGGGCCCCCAGCUGAACGCUACGGUCCGCAGAGCCGAACUGAAGGGGCUGAAGCCAGGGGGCGUUUAUGUCGUUUGUGUGGUGGCCGCUAACGAGGCUGGGGCAAGCCGCGUGCCUGAGGCUGGAAGAGAGGGCCUCGAGGGGGCUGACAUCCCUGCCUUCGGGCCUUGCAGCCGCUUUACGGUGCCGCCCAACCCCCGCACUCUGGUCCACGCCGCCGUCGGGGUGGGCACGGCCCUGGCCCUGCUGAGCUGUGCCGCCCUGGUGUGGCACUUCUGCCUACGCGAUCGCUGGGGCUGCCCGCGCCGAGUCGUCGCCCGAGCCGCAGGGGCGCUCUGAAAGGGGCCUGGGGGCAUCUUGGGCACAGCUAGCCCCACCUGGGGCGCUCAGCCCGGCGCCUGGAAAGAGGGGAACCCGCUGCCUCCAGGGAGGGCUGGACGGCGAGCUGGGAGCCAGCCCCAGGCUCUAGAGCCACAGCAGAGUCAUGGUUCUCUGGGCUGAGUGCUUGUUUAGGUCUGGGACUUGGCGCUUUCUUUCCUGGCUGAGGUCUGGGAAAGAAUAGAAAGGGGCCCCCAAUUAUUUUUUUAAACGGUCAGCUAGUAAAUAAUGUAACCUUUGGGUUUAAGAGGAUAAAAUGGAGAAUAUUAUUAUGUGAGUAUUUAUGUGACCUUUGUAACCAUUUAAAAAGGAAAAACCACCCGACAUAGUAAUGCGAACCUAUAGUAGCAGCUACUCCGGAAGGUGAAAUGGGAGGAUCUCUUGAGCCCAGGAGUUUGAGUCCAGUCCAGCCAGGGCAACACAGCCAGACGCCCUUGUGUUUUGUUUUGUUGUUUUUUGAGAAGGAGUCUCCCUCUGUCACACAGGCUGGAGUGCAAUGACGCGAUAUAUAUCGGCUCACUGCAACCUUCACCUCCUGUGUUCAAGUGAUUCUCCCGCCUCAGCAUCCUAAGUAGUUGGGGUUACAGGUGCCCACGACCAUGCCUGGCUAACUAUUGUAUUUUUUUAGUAGAGAUGGGUUUUCACCAUGUUGCUCAGCCUGGUCUCAAACUCCUGACCUCAGGUACGCCACCCACCUUGGCCUCCCAAAGUGCUGGGAUUACAGGCGUGAGCCACGGUGCCCACGCAGACCCCCUUCUUUAAAGAUGUAAAAUCGUUCUUAGUCCAUGGGCCUUACAAAUCAGGUCACUGGCCCAUUGCUUGUAGUUAGUUGAUCCAUAUCAUGCACCCUCAAAACAGCUCUGUCAAUGAGUGUCUUCAGUGGGAUUUUAAGAAUAAAUUUAUAUUUUUGCUAGGUAGAACAAAACAAAAACGACAGUAAUACCAAGGAAUUUCUCAUCCCUUUUUUCCCUCCAUUUGUAUUUAUUGCAUAUCCACUGUAAAAACAUUAAAGGACCUUUAAAAGGAA